AUGAAUCUCAUCUUCGACUUCGACGGCACAAUCACCGUCAAAGACACGAUCUUCCAGCUUGCCCAAUCCGCAAUCUCCGUCCAGUCCCAGCGCAACGACGGCAAACAUCUACAAGCAUCAUGGGACCACAUCGUCAAAGCGUACGGCGACGACCACACGGCCUUUGCAAACGCCUUUACGCCGGCUUCACACGAGCGCCGCUCGCCAGGCCAGGAACUCGCCUAUCUCUCUAGCCUCAAGGACACGGAGAAUGCGUCGCUGGAUAGAGUCGACGAGUCGGGUUUGUUCAGAGGAUUGACGGCCCAGGACUUGUUUCAGAUGGGCAGGGACCAAGUUUGCGGCGGAUCCAUUGUCGUUAGAGAGGGCUUCGUCGAGAUGCUUGAGAUGGCGCGUGAGAAUGGGUGGCAUGUUGCUGUCAUCUCCGUGAAUUGGUCCAGGGCGUUUAUAGAGGGCGUGCUUCAUCCUCAUAACAUCCCAAUCAUCACCAACAACAUCUCCGCUGAUGGCACAAUCCAAGGCCCCGACGAAUUCAACGACGGCGUCAGACUAACUACCUCGCGCGACAAGGCCAAUUCUCUGAACCAACUCAUCUCCAGACAAGAGCACUCCUCUCAUCCAACCGUCUACUUUGGCGACUCAACUACCGACAUGGAAUGCCUCCUUGCCCACCACGGCAUUGUCAUAUCUGCCGACGCCAAGUCGUCGCUCAUGCAAACACUCGAGCGAGUCGGCAUCCGCGUCCCGCACGUCGGCAGCCCCGAUGACGGAGCAAACAUCUUUUGGGCACGAGACUUUCGCGAGAUUUUGGAGAGCCAGACGCUGGAUCGCAUUUCCAAAGGCCCAUGA
Molecule: messenger RNA, 846 nt
Organism: Trichoderma virens Gv29-8
Lineage: Eukaryota; Fungi; Ascomycota; Sordariomycetes; Hypocreales; Hypocreaceae
Exons: 1
Coding region: 1-846 (281 amino acids)
Source: RefSeq, a predicted model, not a curated record